AUCAAGUUGAUCUUCUUAUGGCACUGAUAAGUUGUCUUGGACUUGUUUAUUGUGCUCGCGCGCAUGCAAUGAAGGAAAUAAUUACAAUCAAUCAUCAGUAGCGUGGAAUAAACGUCGCGAAGCGGACGUGUGCCCAAGUGCAGUGAUAACUAUAAAAACAUGGGACUAUUAAAUUUGGAAGAAGAGGCUGGUAUUAGUAAUGAGCUGGUUUUCUUCGUCAAUGGUAAAAAGGUGGUGGAGCAAAAUCCAGAUCCAGAAUGGACGCUGCUUUGGUACCUCCGGAAGAAGUUGCGACUGACUGGUACCAAGUUGGGGUGUGCGGAAGGUGGCUGUGGAGCUUGUACAGUCAUGGUGUCCAAAUACAACAGGCGUGAUAGUAAAAUUGUUCAUUUGGCUGUUAACGCCUGUUUGGCACCAGUGUGCGCCAUGCACGGUCUCGCAGUAACCACAGUCGAAGGCAUCGGUUCCACGAAAACGAAACUUCAUCCAGUGCAAGAGCGAAUCGCUAAAGCACAUGGUUCUCAGUGCGGUUUCUGCACUCCCGGCAUUGUCAUGUCCAUGUAUUCUUUAAUGAGGAGCUGUAAUAAAAUCAAGUAUUCCGAUAUGGAAGUUGCGUUCCAAGGCAACCUAUGUCGAUGUACAGGAUAUCGAGCCAUUAUAGAAGGUUACAAAACAUUCAUUGAAGAUUGGGAAACCCAAAGACUUCAAAAUUCUCAAAAUACUGGCUGUGCUAUGGGCAAAGACUGUUGUAAAAAUAAGACUGAUCAAAAAGAGUCGAAAAGUGAAACUGAUUAUAUCUUUGAUAGAUCAUCAUUUCUACCUUACGACCCUAGUCAAGAACCAAUAUUUCCACCUGAACUUAAGUUAUCGAGUAUAUAUGAUAAACAAUAUUUAAUAUUUAAAGGAAAGAACACUACAUGGCAUCGUCCAACAGAAUUGACUUCAAUUUUGAAAUUAAAAGAGCAAUAUCCUAAUGCUAAAAUUGUAGUUGGUAAUACCGAAGUUGGUGUUGAAGUAAAAUUUAAACAUUUUAUAUAUCCGACUAUAAUAAUGCCGAACCUUAUUCCAGAAAUGAAUACGAUUACAGAAAAUGAUAACUGUCUAACAGUUGGGGCAGCUGUGACUCUAAUGGAUAUGGAUAAUAUAUUUAAGGAAUAUAUAGAAAAACUACCUCGAUACAAAACACGGACACUGAAAACAAUUAUUGAUAUGUUAAAUUGGUUUGCCGGUAAACAGAUAAGAAACGUCGCAGCAUUGGGAGGAAACAUCAUGACUGGCAGUCCUAUCUCCGACUUGAAUCCAAUUUUGAUGUCGUUAAAAGUUAAACUGAAUUUGAUUAGUAAACAUCACGGUCAUCGAUCUGUUUUGAUGGAUGAAAAGUUCUUUACAGGUUAUAGGAAAAAUGUAGUUAAGCCUGAUGAAAUCUUAGUUUCGAUAGAAAUACCAUUUUCAAAUAAAUAUCAGUAUGUGAAAGCUUUGAAGCAAGCAAAAAGGAGGGAAGAUGAUAUAUCCAUCGUUACUGCUGCAAUAAAUGUGGAGUUCUAUGAUAAAACAAACGUAAUAAAAAAUAUCGAUAUUGCUUAUGGUGGUAUGGCUCCUAUGACUGUGCUAGCUACAAAUACAAGUAGAUCACUAAAAGAGCAAAAGUGGAAUGAAGAAUUGCCUGAAAAAACUUAUUCACAUUUGAUAGAAGAACUUCCACUCGAUCCUUCAGCUCCAGGAGGUAAUAUACAGUUCAGAAGAGCUCUUACUAUGAGCCUGUUUCUGAAAGCUUAUUUAGCUAUUGCAAAAGAAAUGUGUCGAGAUUAUUAUAUAAGUGAUAAUAUUAUAAAACCAUAUCAUAGUAGUGGUGCUGACCAAUUUCAUGGUAGCAUGCCAAAAAGUUCGCAAUAUUUUGAAUUAGUAGGAGAUAAGCAAAUUAAAACCGAUAUGGUUGGAAGACCUAUUCAACAUAUGUCAGCUUACAAGCAAGUCACAGGCGAAGCGAUAUACUGUGACGAUAUACCUACAGCUGAAAAUGAAUUAUAUCUGGCUUUCGUUCUAAGCACUAAAGCCCACGCGAAUUUGAAAUCAGUGGAUCCCGAAGAAGCUUUGAGAGAACCUGGCGUUGUUGCAUUUUUUUCAUACAAAGACUUGACUGCAGAACAAAAUAAAAUUGGUCCAAUAUUUCAUGAUGAAGAACUCUUUAUAAGCAAAAAGGUUACUAGCCAGGGACAAAUAAUAGGAGCGAUCGUAGGAGUCGAUCAGGCAACAGCUCAAUCUGCUGCAAGAAAAGUAAAAAUUGAAUACGAGGAGCUUCAACCGAUAAUCGUUACUAUGGAAGAUGCUAUUAAGCAUAACUCAUUCUAUCCACAAUAUCCAAAGGUAAUAAGAAGAGGGGACGUCAAAUCAGUUUUUGAAGAUAAAAAUAAUAUAAUUGUCGAAGGGCAAUGCCGAAUGGGUGGACAAGAGCAUUUUUAUUUAGAAACGCAUGCAGCUUUUGCGAUUCCUAAAAAGGAAGAUGAUGAAAUAGAAAUAUUUUGCUCUUCGCAACAUCCUUCAGAAAUAGUGAAACUUACCAGCCAUAUUCUACAUGUUCCAAUGAAUAGAAUUGUCGCUAGAGUGAAGCGCAUGGGUGGAGGUUUUGGAGGUAAAGAGUCUAGGGGUAUACUUACAGCUCUGCCAGUUGCGUUAGCAGCUCACAAACUUCAGAAACCAGUGCGUUGUAUGCUCGACCGUGAUGAGGAUAUGUUGAUGACUGGCACCAGGCAUCCCUUUUUGAUUAAGUACAAAGUAGCAGCGUCAAAAGAGGGUAAAUUGAUGGGGGCUAUUGUUAACAUUUACAACAAUGGAGGUUAUUCAAUGGAUUUGUCUGGCGCUGUAGUAGAAAGAGCAAUGUUCCAUUUCGGAAAUGCUUAUUAUAUACCAAACGUUGAAGUUACUGGACAUGUAUGUAAAACUAAUUUGCCUUCUAAUACUGCAUUCCGCGGAUUUGGAGGACCACAGGGAAUGUUUGGCGCGGAGAAUAUGCUAAGACAUGUAGCUGCUGUUCUUGGGAAGAAUCCUGAAGAUCUUAGCAAACUAAAUUUGUACAGAGAGAAUUUAGUUACACACUAUGGGCAAACUUUGACACACUGUACACUACAGAGAUGUUGGGACGAAUGUGUUGAAAAGAGUGGUUUCGUUGAAAGAAAGAAGAAUAUCGAAUGUUUCAACAAGUACGUGUAUUGUGCUUUUUAAAACGAGCGUGUCUUUCGUGUUCAUUAUGAUUUUUUUAAAUUUAACAAAUUUAUUUUUAGACAACAUCGUUGGCGAAAACGGGGAAUUACUAUUAUUCCUACUCAAUUUGGUAUAGCGUUCACGGAAAAAAUGCUAAAUCAAGCGGGCGCUUUAGUAAUGAUUUACGUAGAUGGAUCAGUACUGGUAUCACACGGCGGUACUGAGAUGGGGCAAGGGUUACACACAAAGAUGCUUCAAGUCGCUUCGCGUGUUCUCGGAGUCGAUAUUUCAAAAAUCCAUAUUAGUGAGACUGCUACUGAUAAAGUACCAAAUACUUCAGCGACAGCGGCGAGUGCGGGAUCCGAUCUAAAUGGAAUGGCGGUGCUCGAUGCGUGCCAGAAGCUUGUGAAACGCCUACAACCGUUCAAAGAAAAGAAUCCUAAUGGCAAAUGGGAAGACUGGAUCAUUGCUGCUUACCUUGACAGAGUCAGUUUAUCCGCAACUGGAUUCCACGCAACUCCAGACAUUGGAUAUGAUUUUAAAACUAAUACCGGUAAACCUUUCAAUUAUUAUACUUUCGGUGUAGCAUGUUCGGAAGUGGAAAUCGAUUGUCUAAGUGGAGAUCACCAAGUGAUAAGAACCGAUAUAGUUAUGGAUUUGGGUGAAAGUAUAAAUCCAGCUAUAGAUAUUGGUCAAAUAGAAGGUGCAUUUGUUCAGGGAUAUGGUUUGUUUACAAUGGAGGAAUUGAUUUAUUCUCCUACCGGUACAUUGUAUUCGAGAGGUCCUGGUGCCUACAAAAUACCUGGCUUCGGUGACAUACCUCAAGAGUUUAACGUUUCGUUGUUGAAGGGGGCUCCGAAUCCGAGGGCAGUGUAUUCUUCAAAGGCUGUCGGUGAGCCACCUCUAUUUCUGGCGAGUUCCGUGUUUUUCGCAAUCAAAGAGGCUAUAAAGGCAGCAAGAAUUGAGGCGGGUGUGUCUCCUGAAUUUGACCUUGAAUCGCCGGCGACAUCAGCGAGGAUUCGUAUGGCUUGUGAGGACCAUAUUACUAAAAAGCUUGAUAAGCCGAACCCAAAUAGUUUUACACCAUGGAAUGUUGUUCCUUAACUAUUGGUUAUUCUAUUUGUUACAAGUUGAUAUUAGUUUUAUAUAACAUUAGUUCCAAAAAAGUUUUACAGUGAUUUUAUUAUUUAGAAAAUUUAACACUUAAUAUUUGUA
Molecule: messenger RNA, 4413 nt
Organism: Diatraea saccharalis (sugarcane borer)
Lineage: Eukaryota; Metazoa; Arthropoda; Insecta; Lepidoptera; Crambidae
Source: the annotation of a GenBank genome assembly